Molecule: messenger RNA, 831 nt
Organism: Lottia gigantea (owl limpet)
Lineage: Eukaryota; Metazoa; Mollusca; Gastropoda; Lottiidae
Exons: 6
Coding region: 1-831 (276 amino acids)
Biological process (GO): axoneme assembly; spermatid development
Cellular component (GO): motile cilium; nucleus
Source: RefSeq, a predicted model, not a curated record
AUGUCUGAUAUCGGAUCCGAAGAAAUGGAAGAGGAACAGGGGCCUUAUUUAGGCGAAUAUGAUGGAGAUAGAAAUGAACGAGAAGAAAGACAUGGCCAUGGUAAAGCCACGUUACCCAAUGGUGACACGUACGAGGGUCAAUAUGAACAUGGUAAACGUCACGGUACAGGGGUCUACAGAUUUAAAAAUCGAGCCAGAUAUAUUGGUGAAUAUAACAAAAAUAAAAAACAUGGUCAAGGUACUUUUAUUUACCCAGAUGGAUCCAAAUAUGAAGGGGGCUGGGUAGAUGAUCAGAGAUGUGGGCACGGUAAAUACUACUACGUGAACGGCGACACCUAUGAGGGUGAAUGGCAAGGUCAUCUACGACACGGUCAGGGUGCUUAUAUCUACGCUGCUACUAAUACUAAAUACGUUGGUACAUGGGUGAACGGAAAACGAGAGAGUCAUGGUGAAUUGAUACAUGCAAAUCAUAAAUAUGUUGGUACUUUUAAAGAUGAUAGGAUGGAAGGUAAAGGAAAAUAUGUGUUUGAUAUUGGAUGUGAACAGCAUGGUGAAUACAUCCCUAUUGAACAGGAGAAAGAUGAUAAAGGUGAUGAUGAGGAACCUCAAGCUAAUAUAAUUCCAAAAUGGAAGGCUGGUCACGUGACAGCUGUUCACAUUAAAACCGAAGAAGAGAUAGCUGAAGAAGAAAGGUUAGCAGCUCAAAAAACAGAAUCUGAAGCAGCAGUUGCAGAUGUAGAAGCUGCUGCAGCUGAGGCCAAAGAAAAUGACACUCUUGUAGAAGAUCCUAAAGCUGAAGAAACAGAAGGUGUGUGUUUGUGUUCUUAUUAA